Xiphophorus couchianus (Monterrey platyfish) is the source of this 2239-nucleotide messenger RNA. It is a transcript of the gene slc25a21, whose product is annotated as solute carrier family 25 member 21. Lineage: Eukaryota; Metazoa; Chordata; Actinopteri; Cyprinodontiformes; Poeciliidae. The coding region runs from base 908 to 1807 and encodes 299 amino acids. The transcript has 10 exons. The record is from RefSeq and is a predicted model, not a curated record. Gene Ontology annotation, biological process: transmembrane transport.
UAUAGAUAUCCACUUCUCAUAUUGUCUUAUUUUAACCAAAAUAAGAGACAUAAAAAUUAACAAAUUAAGCUCCUUUCUGUUUGUGCUAAGUGUACAAAAGCACAAUCAAGCAAGAACUACACUAGUAGAGACAAGAUUAGCUAAACUGCAACCUAUUUUCCACCCAUGAUACUUUAAUCAAACCUCUAACACCUGAACAUGCUAACUUAUCUCAAAUAACUUUUUGAAUCUGGAUAUUUGUUGAUAAUUUCACACAAUCAAAAUAGGCAACCUGUUAACAGCGACAAAUAUUUGGCACCUGAUGGUUUACCUUUUGUUGUGAAGGGUCUCGCACCAGGGCUACCAUACAAAGAAGCAAAUCAGCAGAAUAUUUACAUAUUAAAUUGAAUAAUCGGUCCAUUUUGGCUCACGGGUACCGGAGUUUCAAAUGACAAGCUAACAACAAAAGCAUUUCAAGAUACUACUUGCAAUAUUAUUAAUGCUUCUAACCGUAAUUUAACGUAAUAAAAAUAAAUUGAGUUCAUUGUGUGUUUUAAACUUUUAUAGUACAGACUGUAAAAUGGAGUUUGUAGUGUGAAUAUGUGUACAAAACACCACUUUAGAAAGGACAUACGAGGGCAUAUUUAAAGAGUAGGUGAGUGGUGGGAACGGUUUCCAUGUUAGCUUAGCGGAGUUAGCCGGUGGCACGCGGAGAGAUCUCACCGUUGCAGUCUAGCGCGUGCAGAGGGACGUGAACUUUGAGCAGCGAGACACACGCCGAGUAACCUCGUAGCAACUGGAGACGGAGGUUUGUAACACUGAAGCAACUGCUUUAUGUCUGACAGGUUAAAUGCACGGUUCUUAACAGCUUUCCUCCACGUUCCCAGAGUUGAGACCUCACCCAAGAGCCAAAACAAACAAAAAAAAAAUGACAACCAACAAGCCAAGGAGCGUGCUCCGCGAAGCCUCCCAUCAGAUUAUAGCCGGUGGAUCCGCUGGUCUGGUGGAGAUCUGCUUAAUGCAUCCACUUGACGUUGUGAAGACGAGGUUUCAAAUCCAGCGAGGAUCAAGUGACCCCACCAGCUACAAGAGUCUAAGAGACUGCUUCCGCACGAUUUUCCGCAGGGAAGGAAUCUUUGGCUUCUACAAGGGAAUCCUGCCUCCGAUCCUGGCAGAGACCCCAAAGAGAGCAGUGAAGUUUUUCACCUUUGAGCAGUACAAGAAGGUGCUGAGUCUGACCUCGUUAUCUCCUGGUGUGGCGCUCUCUGCAGCAGGCCUCGGCUCAGGCUUGACUGAGGCCGUCAUCGUCAAUCCGUUCGAAGUGGUGAAAGUCAGUCUCCAGGCCAACAGAGACUCAUUCACAGAGCAACCCUCCGCUUUCGCCCAAGCACGACGUAUUAUCGAGUCAGAUGGCUAUGGAUUGAGAGGUCUGAAUAAAGGGUUAACAUCAACACUGGGACGCCAUGGAGUUUUCAACAUGAUCUACUUUGGCUUCUACUUUAAUGUCAAGGAUGCAAUCCCUGCCAAUCCGGACCCCACGUUAGAGUUCCUGAGGAAGUUUGCGAUUGGCCUGACGUCUGGGACCAUCUCGUCAAUUGCGAAUAUUCCCUUUGACGUAGCAAAGAGCCGCAUCCAAGGGCCCCAGCCGGAACCAGGAGCGAUCAAGUACCGCACCUGCUUCCAGACCAUGUCACUGGUGUACCGCGAAGAGGGUUUCUUGGCUCUAUACAAAGGUUUGGUUCCCAAGAUAAUGAGACUUGGACCAGGUGGAGGGGUGAUGCUGCUGGUCUACGAAUAUGUGUCGAUCUGGUUGCAGAAGAACUGGUAACGAGAAAACCACAGGAGAGAAACGAAAGCCUGUAAUUUCUGUUCCAAAUUUAUUCCUCAUCGACAGCAUUGGUGACUUACCACGAAGCCUUUGGUUUUGUUUUUUCUAAGAUUUAUAAAAAUACCAAAACAGUGUUCCCAUAUUUUUACGAUACAUCUUUCUCACUAAUAAAAGCUGUGUAAACCAAUAGGUUUUCAUCACCAAAAAGUAUUUAGUUUUUUUUUGUACCAGUCCUAGAAUAGACAAAGCAGUGCCGACUUUAUAAAGUGACCUUUGUAAAUGGAGCUCUAAAGUUAUUAGGCAAAAUUUUUUUUUUUUUUUCUGUGCCACUCUGUUUGUCCCCGACUUGUUUAAAAUGGGUCAGAGUUUGGUUUUGUUUUCUGUUGCUUUUUUCAAAAAUGACUAAAUAAAUAGGCAAUUGCCUUCACUUUA